AUGGACACAAGAACCUCCUUCUCCAUUCUGCUGCUGCUGUUUGGCGUCUCACAGGCAUCUCAUCUCAUGGAACCAAGCCAUGAAGAUGUGUUCAUACCACUGCCAGAAAAUGUUGAUAUCACUAAACAGAUUUUGGACUCCAACAAUGGAUCUUCUGAAGUCUUGAUUGAAGGAGAUCUAGUGUUUCCCAAAACUAGAAAUGCUCUCUACUGCUUUAAUAACAACUGUUUCUGGAAGAAAAACUCUAACAACAUAGUGGAGGUCCCUUACAUAGUGAGCAGUGAAUACUCCUAUUAUGACAAAUCAGUGAUUACAAAUGCCAUGUCCACCUUUCACUCCAAAACCUGCAUCCGCUUUGUGGCCAGAUCAACUCAGACCGACUACAUCAGCAUUGAGAACAAAGAUGGGUGCUACUCUUCUCUUGGCAGAACUGGUGGUAAACAGGUGGUCUCCCUCAACAGACAAGGCUGUGUGUAUCACGGCAUCGUUCAGCAUGAGCUCAAUCAUGCCCUGGGCUUCUACCACGAGCAAACCAGGAGUGAUCGUGACCAGUAUGUCAAAAUCAACUUUGAGAACAUCUCUCCUGAUAUGGCCUACAACUUCCAGAAACAAAACACCAACAACCAGAACACUCCAUACGACUACGGCUCCGUCAUGCACUAUGGAAGAACAGCCUUCUCCAUCCAGCCCGGCCUGGAAACCAUCACUCCCAUUCCUGAUGAUACGGUGGAAAUCGGACAGAGACAGGGACUGUCCAACAUCGACAUCCUGAGGAUCAACAAGCUGUAUGCAUGCUGA
Puntigrus tetrazona (Sumatra barb) is the source of this 798-nucleotide messenger RNA. Its product is annotated as hatching enzyme 1.2-like. Gene Ontology annotation, biological process: proteolysis. Bases 1 to 798 code for a protein of 265 amino acids. Lineage: Eukaryota; Metazoa; Chordata; Actinopteri; Cypriniformes; Cyprinidae. Gene Ontology annotation, molecular function: metalloendopeptidase activity; zinc ion binding. The record is from RefSeq and is a predicted model, not a curated record. The transcript is spliced from 5 exons.